AUGACGUGCGGGCUGCGAGGCGUCACCGCGACGUUCGGGCAACCUACCGAGCGGCCCUACCUCCACCACCUGUGCGGUGGCGGUGUCGUCAUGGACCUGGGACCGAUGCGCAAGAGUUACCGCGGGGACCGAGAGGCAUUUGAGGAGACUCAGCUGACCUCCCUGGACCCCGUGAAGCAGUUUGCUGCCUGGUUUGAGGAGGCUGUUGAGUGUCCUGACAUAGGGGAAGCCAAUGCCAUGUGCCUGGCUACAUGUACCAGAGACGGAAAACCCUCUGCCCGCAUGGUGCUGCUGAAGGGCUUUGGCAAGGAUGGCUUCCGUUUCUUCACUAACUUCGAGAGUCGAAAGGGAAAAGAGCUGGACUCCAAUCCCUUUGCUUCUCUUGUCUUCUAUUGGGAGCCUCUCAACCGUCAGGUGCGUGUGGAGGGCUCCGUGAAGAAGCUGCCUGAGGAGGAGGCUGAGUGCUACUUCCACUCCCGCCCCAAGAGCAGCCAGAUCGGGGCCGUGGUCAGUCACCAGAGUUCUGUGAUCCCCGAUCGGGAGUAUCUGAGGAAGAAAAACGAGGAACUGGAACAGCUCUACCAAGAGCAAGAGGUGCCAAAGCCAAAAUACUGGGGUGGCUACAUCCUGUACCCACAAGUGAUGGAGUUCUGGCAAGGCCAAACCAACCGCCUUCAUGACCGGAUCAUCUUUCGGCGGGGCCUGCCAACAGGAGACUGCCCUUUGGGGCCCAUGACCCACCUUGGGGAGGAAGACUGGCUCUACGAGAGACUUGCACCCUGACUUCCAAUCUGUUCGUGCCGACCAGAGCUGAGGCCGAGUGCUAAGAAGGGUGUGGGGUCUGGAGCCAGACCCUUCUAAACUCAACCCAUUUCCCUCCCUACCCCUUAUAUUUAAGGCUGUCCAGAGUUCAAGCUCCAAAUUCUGUAUUUUCAGUUGGCUUUCAAGUAGGUGGUCUAGUAGAGUGGAUAGACAUUUACAAAUGGGAAAAAAAGAAAUCCCACAAUUAUGUUCUUGACCUUGAAUGUGAUUUAUUGGGAGAGCUCCCUCAAGAGGUAAUAGCUGGUGUGAUUCCCUUUUUCUGGUGACCCUGAGAGGACCCCCAGCUGCCCUGUUACCAGUGUGACUGAGCCAUACUGCCCAAAGCUGAUUGGUUCCAGCGUAAGCACCUGAGCCAGUCUAGCCAAUCGUUUUUUCUUGUCAACAAUUUGAAAUUUGAAAUGAAGAGAUCCAGAGUCUGAGAGGCAUUGUAGCCAAGUCGUUAAUGGCAGCCAAGAAGAUACAACCUCCAGCUGCUGCUCUUGAAAUUCCCUGAGUGACCUUGGAUCCCUUCUCCCACCUCUGGGUUGUGCAAUUCCUCCUCCUGCCUCAAAACACCCACUAUCCUGUGGGGGGUGGGGUGGGGGAGGAGGAAAGGAAGAGGCAGGGAAGAGGAAGGGAAGGAAGGGAAGAAGGAAGUUAGGAAGGAAGUUGUUUGGCGCUUAAACUAGCUAGAAUCAAUGUCUGUUGCUUGCAACUAAAGGAGACUUAACUUAUUUACUUGUGUACCCUACUGAUAACUGCCCCCCAUUAUCUGAAGCACCACGAUGUGGAAAAGAGAUUAAAUUUCUCUGGAGCUCCAAAGGCACCAUAAGUGGAAGUUGCACAGAAGUAGAUUUCAUCUCAAUGUGAGGAGAGACUUCAAAUAGCCAGGACUGCCUAAGAUGGAGUGGACUACCUGGUAGGUAGCAAGUGUCUCUAGAAGUAUUCAAUCCCAGGUAGUCAGGAGUUUUAUAGAAGGGAUUCAUGUGCUGGUACCUAUCAGCCUGGCAGAUUUCAAGCAAGCUUUACUUUCCAUGCUUGUUUAUGAGAAUUAUAUCUGCGUGUAUAUAUACAUACAUAUAUAUAUUUCAUUUUCCAGAUAUAAAAUUGUUAUAGGGAUUAUACCUUUCUGACUACUCCUACAUCCCCUUCACCUAUCUCCCCCCCCCCCCACCUCUACUGAUGAUGACUCCUAGACACUGGUUUUCUUCCAUGCUGGAAUUACUCAGGGAGCUUUAAUCAGAUGUGAUUUAACUGGCCCGAGUGUGGUCCGAGCUUUGGGAAAUUGAAAAGCUCCCCAGGGAAUUCAGUGUUGCCAAAAGUCGAGAGCCUCUGGUUUAGAUCCUUGCCACUCGCAGUGUGGUCCACAGACCAGCAGCAGCAAUACCACUUGGGAGCCCCAGACUCGUGGAUCCCAUUCUACAUUAAAAAAAAAAAAAUUUUU
Molecule: messenger RNA, 2245 nt
Organism: Lynx canadensis (Canada lynx)
Lineage: Eukaryota; Metazoa; Chordata; Mammalia; Carnivora; Felidae
Gene: PNPO
Product: pyridoxamine 5'-phosphate oxidase
Biological process (GO): pyridoxine biosynthetic process; pyridoxal 5'-phosphate biosynthetic process
Molecular function (GO): FMN binding; pyridoxamine phosphate oxidase activity
Source: RefSeq, a predicted model, not a curated record